Molecule: messenger RNA, 1029 nt
Organism: Cyclopterus lumpus (lumpfish)
Lineage: Eukaryota; Metazoa; Chordata; Actinopteri; Perciformes; Cyclopteridae
Product: B2 bradykinin receptor-like
Exons: 1
Coding region: 1-1029 (342 amino acids)
Biological process (GO): neutrophil chemotaxis; smooth muscle contraction; immune response
Cellular component (GO): membrane
Molecular function (GO): bradykinin receptor activity
Source: RefSeq, a predicted model, not a curated record
AUGGAGAUUGCCGCAAGAGCUGAGCCCGUCUGCAACCACACAUAUGUAUGGGACUGGGUUUACACCAUGCAGCCUGCCUACAUGUCCAUCAUCUGCCUCCUUGGAGUGAUCGGCAACUCCUGUGUGCUAUGUGUGUUCUGUCUCCAGAAGCGGCGCAGCUCUGUGGCCGACAUCUACCUGAGCAACCUGGCAGCAGCUGAUCUCCUCAUGGUUUCCUGCCUACCGUUCUGGGUGGCAACCAUUGUCAACAAGUUCCACUGGAGGUUUGGGGAGGCCAUGUGCCAGCUUAUCAACAUUGUCAUUGGGAUGAAUUAUUAUUCCAGUGUGCUGUUUCUUACGCUUGUGAGCGUGGACAGAUACCUGGCCCUCACUAGACCUCUAACCCAGGGGAGGAAGAGACGGGCCUUCUGGGCGCGUGGGAUUUGCUUUAGUAUCUGGAUUGCUGGGGUCCUGUUCAGCUUCCCUGCUAUCCUCUUCCGCUCCGUUCAGUUCUUCCCUGAUCUGGGCAUCGACGCAUGCUACCUAGCGUAUCCCCAUGCAGGCUGGAGACUGCGCUACAACAUGACUGUCAGCACAGUAGGCUUCCUUAUCCCGGUCCCCAUUGUGUCCUUCUGUAGUUACCACAUCACUAAAGUCCUUCAGAGCAGCCAGAGGUUGAGAAAAGGCAGCAGAGGCAGUGUAGAAAGAAAGGCGGCGUACCUCGUUCUUGUUGUCCUGGCUGUGUUCAUUCUCUGCUGGCUGCCCUACCAGAUUGUCAUCUUGUUGGACACUUUGGAUCAUUAUGAAGUCUUCUCUGGAUGUACGUGGAGUUACGUCUUGGACAUUGGAAACCAGUUGGCUACUUACCUUGGCUAUAGCAACAGCUCAUUGAAUCCUUUCCUGUAUGUGAUUGUGGGGAAGCACUUUAAGCAGAAGGCAAGGGAAGUGUUUACACUAGUGCUGUGCAGGAGGAAAAGGCAGUGGGCGAAGCCCGUUCAUUUGAGUGCCAAUCUCAACUCAACUAAACAAACGGAGAGCACUAAAAUAUAA